Molecule: messenger RNA, 8243 nt
Organism: Plodia interpunctella (Indianmeal moth)
Lineage: Eukaryota; Metazoa; Arthropoda; Insecta; Lepidoptera; Pyralidae
Gene: gish
Product: gilgamesh
Exons: 16
Coding region: 636-2288 (550 amino acids)
Biological process (GO): signal transduction; peptidyl-serine phosphorylation; positive regulation of canonical Wnt signaling pathway
Cellular component (GO): cytoplasm; plasma membrane; nucleus
Molecular function (GO): protein serine/threonine kinase activity; ATP binding
Source: RefSeq, a predicted model, not a curated record
CAAGUUUGCGCAUGCGCCGAAUGGCGAUUUAUCAGUGACUAUUUCUUUGAGUUUUAAUAUUUUUUAAAUAAGAAAUUUUAACGUUAGUCGGUAAUAUAUUUGGGUGAACGUGUAAAGUAUUUAGUAAUUUUGAUCUUGUAUUUUAAUAAUAACAGCCAAAAAUUUAAAUUCUAGGAGUGGUAAAAGUGUAACAUUGGUGGCCAUUACAAAACCUAAACUUUUAUAUCAGGACAAAUGUCCAUUUGAUGUUUCGGCGACGUUGUGACUAAUCCAUGGAAAGCUAAUUAAAAUAUCAUAUUGUGUAUAUCUCGUGAUAAUUGGGAUUCUACGUGUGAUGUGCAGUUCGCUAUUGAUAAUUUUGCACACUGAUAGAAAACUUGCUUGCAGUUAACCAAAAAUGAUUUUGAGAUAAAUUGUGUAAUAGUGCAGUGAAUCCAGCGUUGAAAGAACAAAAAAAUAGCAAUAAAUAAAAAUUGAAGAUUUGUGUUAGUGUUGGAAGUGUGAUAUGGAGUGUUUUGGGUGCUUGCAAAUAUAUUGGAUGUGGUGACAUGGGCUGCGUCGUCGUGGCCCUUGCUGCUGGGCUGUGGGAGUGAUCGGGUGUGCCGGGCUCAACGCCUGCACCAUCACCUAGUAUUAUGAAUAAACGUGACAGCACCAAGGAUAAAGAACGUCAGAGUGACGACAAAAGAACUUCCACCGCGACAGGUGCGGUGGGCGGGCGCGGCGUCGGCGGCAGCAGCGCGAUGCACACUUCCAGGCACUCCGUGACUUCGUCUUCGGGCGUUCUCAUGGUGGGGCCCAAUUUCCGCGUUGGCAAGAAGAUUGGCUGCGGCAACUUCGGCGAACUCAGGCUCGGGAAAAAUCUCUACAACAACGAGCAUGUAGCGAUUAAAAUGGAGCCGAUGAAGUCGAAGGCGCCGCAGUUGCAUCUAGAAUACCGAUUUUACAAGUUACUAGGCACGCACGCGCCGUCGACCGCAGAGGGCAUUCCCGAGGUAUACUACUUCGGACCUUGCGGUAAAUACAAUGCGUUGGUGAUGGAACUCCUGGGGCCCUCACUCGAAGACCUCUUCGACCUGUGCGGCCGUCGGUUCUCUCUAAAGACUGUCUUAAUGAUCGCUAUGCAGUUGCUGCACCGCAUCGAGUAUGUCCACACGAGACAUCUAAUAUACCGGGAUGUAAAACCUGAGAAUUUUUUAAUAGGUAGAACUGCAACCAAAAGAGAAAAAAUCAUCCACAUCAUUGAUUUUGGUUUGGCCAAAGAAUAUAUAGACUUAGAGACAAACAAGCAUAUCCCGUACCGGGAGCAUAAAUCACUCACUGGGACCGCGCGAUACAUGUCAAUAAACACACAUUUAGGAAAAGAACAAUCGAGACGUGACGACCUAGAGGCACUCGGCCAUAUGUUUAUGUAUUUUUUACGUGGUUCCUUACCCUGGCAGGGGUUAAAAGCUGAUACUCUCAAAGAAAGAUACCAAAAAAUUGGUGACACCAAGCGGGCAACACCAAUCGAGGUGUUGUGCGAGGGCCACCCGGAAGAGCUAGCGACAUACCUGCGCUACGUGCGCCGCUUAGACUUCUUCGAGACCCCGGACUAUGACCAACUGCGGCGAAUGUUCCGCGAGUUGUUCGAGCGCCGCGGCUACGUCGACGACGGCGAGUUCGACUGGACCGGCAAGACCAUGCCGGUCAAUUUAGACGUGAUGAGAAUUUUGCGCAACGCUCCGCCUUCCAAUAUUGUUAAAACUAAGUCGCAAAAGUCUACCCCUGUGGGCUCUAUUCAGACCGGACACGAGAUAGUAGUUUCGCCCAACCGCGACAGACAUCAACCAUUUCAUAAGGAUGAUUUGUGUGAUUAUAUGAUUGGUUUGGUUGAGGACGAUGAAGCGGCGCUCCUUACUGGAGAGGGGGCUGUGAAAGACACUGGCACUGGAGGCACUACUAACACGGGUAGCAACUGGCCCCACAGUGGGAAAGCCACGCCCCUCACUACUGGACACCUCACCCCCGCUGACAGACACGGCUCCGUGCAGCUGUUGAAGAAUAAACAUUUUCGGUAUGUGAAAUUUCCGGGCAGUUUGACAACGGUGGUGAGCUCGACCAAUGGCGAGCUGGGCGCGGACGACCCCACGGCGGGGCAGAGCAACACGCCCAUCACGCAGCAACAGCACGAGGUCGAUGUGGUCGACGACACCAAGUCAGUGUUCCAACUGCAAUCUGUAUAUUCCAGAUGUUGCUGUUUCUUCAAACGCAAAAAGAAGAAGUGCGCCGCCCGCGCGGGCAAGUGACGCGACCGCGCCUGACCGCCGCCGCCGCCCCGCCCCCCCCACCCUCCGCCCUCCGCCCCGCUCACCGCCCCGCUCACCGCCCCGCCGCCGCCCGCUGGCCUCAACGCAAGUUUAUAUAACUAUCCGAUAAUUAAUGAAUUUAACACACGCAUAUGCUUAGACCGCCUUAUUAAUAAGAAUGUUAUUCUCUGAUUAGGCGUCGAAUUAUUUGAUCUUUGUUUUGCCCUUUCUGUUUUCAGUAUUUGACAUUGAAAGAACGAGACGAAGAAUAACUGUUUCAAGCCUAAUUAUAGAAUUUCAUUUUAGUAAUAAGAGAAAAGUUUCAAAAAAAAAGUUGGCACAAGAAACCUACCCUGUGGUAAACAAAAUUGUUUUACAGUUAUUUUACGAAGCCGAGAAUAAGGUUUACCUCGAUAAUGUCGAGGUAAACCUUUUUAUUGACUUCGUAUAUAGGUACUAUUAACUAAAAUAUACUAUCUGGAAUUAUGCGAUGUAAAGUUAACUUCAUAGUCUGCAAAACCAGUUACAUUAUUAUAUGAAAAAUAUAGACGCAAAAUCGUUUACAAAUCGAAUGCCAUUGGCUCGCUAUUCGAAUUUAAAGGCACGCAUCCAACUGGUGACAUGGCGCAUUAAUAUUUGCUCUUUCCUUAAUUCAGUUCGAUGUGUUGUUUGACUGCAAUCGAUCGAAGAUAACAUUAAUAUUGCGCGUUUAUGUUGGCUAGUGGAUACUAGGUUUGAAUUAGAAAGUUACCAAUGUAACGACAUACUAGACUUAAAAUCCACCAAAAUAGACAACAACGAUAUAUUAUGUCAUCUCGUUCAAUUCGAUAAUGAUAUAACACAUCAACUCGACUAAAUUGUAAUAGAGUAAAAAAGCGAAAAAUUGUCAUUUACAUAUUUUUUUCCCAAUCAAAUGCUGAUCGUGUUUUGUGUCAUCCAUUGUUACAAUUUUCUAUUAUAAGUUGUGUGUGCUGUCUGUCUGUAAUUAUUUUAAUCAUCGCAUUAAAUUCCUAUUAGAAAAUAGUUUUCUGCCUUCACUAUUGUGAAAUUUUCAUUGGAAUUUACGUAAACGUAAUAGAGUCGAUUUGUCAUAAAACUUAAUGAGGUAUUGACGUCAGCGGCGAAUUUAGUCCUUAUAGUAUUGCGGCUGUUUUGAGUAGCUCUGAAAUAACGAUGCCGUAUUGCCCAUUUUACUUUAAACUUUUAUAUCGAUUAUUUUUAUUGGCUCAGUCGCAAAAAUGUCUUGGAAAUGUUUCCACAUCGUAAAAUGUCUCAUACGCAAAAUGUCGCGAUUGAGACUUUAGGUUUAAAAAGAGAUAAUAAAAAUUGAUUUAAGAAAAUGGUAUUAUAUUAUUGAAUAGAAUUAACUAAUCAUGAUAAUCAUAAUUUUGGUACUUUUGCGGUAGAGUUAUUUUACUACUAGGAAACAUUUUAGGAUAUUUUGCGAUGCCGCCUUUUUGUUUCGUGAAUUCUAUUCGCCUGUCAUGUAUAUCACUAUAAACAAUUGAACCGUUUAGUUAGACAUACAUUAGUAUAGUAUAGUAUAGUGAUAUACAUGACACACGAGAAUUAUAUAUAUAUAUAUAAAUGCUGGAAUUUAACACACAUACGUAACGCACUCUAAGACUAGUUAAGCCUCGCCUUUGUCUAGAAAUAGAAACAUUAUACAUAUAACACAUUGCGAAAUGUAUCCGACGAAUUCGUCAGUAUUCAAUAUGUCUGGUAUGCGAUCUCGGUUGUAAUUAUUUUAUCAAACGUGAUGUGUUCACACUAAAAUUUAGGUCGGGCCGUCGCACUCUUCGCAAACAAAUUUUGUUUGAUGCCCAAUGCUAAUUCAAUAAACUUAUGUGCUGCUAUGUGUACCAAAACAUGCUAGUAAAAGGGGUGUGUGUAUUUCUAUUUUAAUUUUUGCUUUAUCUGUUGUAAUUGCUAUUUUUAUUGACAAGGAAAUAGUAAUUGACAACAGAGGACAUAUAUAUAUUCAGUUAUACCUAUUUGGGAAAUAAACAAAAUCUGUUCUAUAAUCGCCAGUUGGCAAAUUAGUAAUUGCAGUUGACAAUUAUCCGCAAUAAAAAACCUAGGCGUUAACUUAAAAUAAUGAGAAAAACUAUGUUCUCAAAUGGUGGGGUGGAUUUUCAUUUGUGUUCCCGUCCGUAGCAAAUUACUUUCAUUCAUCGACUUCACGGGUCCUUUCCUCAUUCUAGAGCCUCAUCUGACGGUGUCAUUCCAACUAGCGCUCGGACAAAUCGAUCGAUUUGUGUUAUUGUGUAAUACAGAUUGUCCAAUAUGGUUUAUUUACAAACAACAACUAAAAAAAUCGUAAUCGAGUUUCAAAUGAAUAUUUAUAGUUCACUUUUUACUUGAACUCGUUUUACUGAAAUCAUUGUUACUCAUAAUUCUUAUUUACAUGAGUGAGAUCGAAACACAUUUUCCCUUAGUCGAUCAACUGGAAUCGUCUGUGACAGUCUGUAUUGACCUUAAUCCAUGCUAGACUCUUCACUCAAGCCUAUAAAUCUACAUUAUAUUUAAGCGUAGGUAUAUAGAUUUGGGACGCGGAGCCGACAAAUAUCAUACAACCGUAGUUUUAAAAAUAUUUAGUAGCUGUGUAACGCUUGCUCCCAUUUAUUGGUGAAGUGUUAUUUUUGUACGUCCUUGAUUCAGUUAUCUGUGAAUGAGUGGUAUAAUUUUGUUAUAUAAGGAAUGAUUUACCAUAACACGAAACUUUGUGACUUUAUAAUAAGUUGUGUGAUGAUGAACUGUACUUUAGUGGCGUGUGGGAUGUCCGUGAUAGGUAUAAUUAAAGCUAUAUAAACAAAAAUUAAGAUAUAGUUUAAAAUCAUAAUCGUCAUCUCAAAAUAUCACUCUGUUUUUGGUAGAAAUUUGGCUGUCCUUUUUCUUCUCUAUGCGUACUUUGAAUUGUAUAUAUCCAUAACUUCGUUUACUUUAUGUCAAUUAUGCCUAAAUAAGCAUUACUUUAUUUCCUCAAAGGGCCGAAUUUCAUUGCUUUUAUGGUAAUAUAUUUGAAGGUAGCUUUAUAAAACUACAGUGUGCCUUUAUCGGGUACUCCGCACGCCAAUUGUAUGCAUAUUCUAGGUUUUAACUUUAUGUAGUCAUUCUGUACUAAGUUCAAUUUGUGAAUGAUAAUUAUUAUUCGUUCCUACAGUGACGCCACUUUCCUAUCUUUAUUUAUGCAUAUAUUAUCAUAGUUUUAAUAAAAUGAUAUGAGGUAACAACUGGCAAUUUCACGCAAUAAGAAAUUGUAGAUGUAAAGUUGCAUUAUUUCAAAUUAUGUACAUUUUUUAUGGCGAGCAUCAGUAUGGAAGCGAAUGGGUCGUUAAACGCAUUAAUAAAUAUAAAUUAUGUAGCGUGCAAUAAUUUGUGUGAAGAUUCAUUAUCGAUGUUCCCGUCGAGUCCCUGACGUAUGAACUGACUUCUAUUCUACAAGACUGAAUGAAACAUUUCACCUUGUGUACAAAUAUGGUUCUGGGCUCAUGUCAAUUUAAUAUAAUUGCUAUUCUUUCUCUAUGGUCGAAUGUUUCGACGAUGUUAAUAUGUUUCGGAUGGUUAGCGACCGGUAAGAUCAGUCAUUCCAAAGUUACGUCAGUUUAGUACGCAAAGAACUUUUUAGUCAUUGGUUGUAGUGGUCCCAGAGCCUGCCCACUGCUGGGCAGGAUUGAGAUCGAAGUCGGGUGUGAAUAGACUGAGUAAAGGGUUGUGACGCAGAAUGUCAAUAUCGCAAAAUGUCAUAAAUUAAUCACUAAGGGUGGGUUGCAUCAGUCAACUUUGACAUUAAUUUAACCUGCGCGGAACAGCGCAAAGUUCGCCUUUUUACCUAAACAAGGGCGCGCAGGUUAAAGUUAACGUCAAAGUUGACUGAUGCAACCUACUCUUCGUGGAUAAUAAUAAUUUCGCGUGACGCUAACGUUAAUUUUUCUUCUAUUUAUUUAAAAUCAAUUCGGUUAACGUGGUGAUUUUGCUAGUGACAUUGUGCGUUGAAACCAUACCAUCGGAACGCGCUUGCCAUAGUCUGCGGCUAGUACCGUUCCCUAGAGGUUGCUACAUGGAUGGUGUAUAAAUUGUACAGCUUAGAAAAAAACACAUUUGUAUAUUUUUGCUUGGACUGGCGGCAAGAAUUCGACAAGCGUGAUUUGCGUAGAAGUAAGAUUUUUUAGAUGUCACUAUAAUCAGCGUAAUGCUAUUUCGGUUGGUCGGGAUGAGCGUUGGGAUUCUUAUUAUUCCGACGAGCAAAUAUUUUGCUUACUCUUUGAGUGUCAAGGCAACUAGAUUUUGCCACAAUUUUGUUUUCCGUGUUGCCUGGGUUAUUGUAAUACGCCGUUGAUUGAGAAUUGGUUGAAUGGCGUCUAUAGUUGCCCUUGCCGCUCAAAGGGUCAAACUUAUAUUGUGCUGAUCGUAUUGACAUUGUAUAAGGUAUUUCGGUUUAGUCACAGAUCAUGUAGUCAUCACAAAAUUGUAUCCCAACAUUAGAAGUUACUCAUUUUGGCUAGUAUGAAGUGUUUUAUAACAUAAAACAUCUUGUUGUGUCGUUUUCAUAUUUUUAGAGAAAAAAAUUACUUAGUUAAUGCGAGUAUAAUGUCGAUUUUUAAAAGACUCCUGAAUAAUUUUUUGAUAAAUUAUUGUGGACAAAUUUACGUGUUCUCCUCGUUAAAAUGGAUCGUUAAUAGUUAUUGUACAAUCAUUGCAGUAUAAUCGAAUGUAAUAAAAUAAACAAUGUAAGUCUUAUAAUACACGAUUAAUACCAUAGUUGUACCUAAUUGUUACUUUCUAUUUGCUAGAUAGAAUAAUCAAAUUAGAUUGGAUAUUGAGAAAUCGAAGUCAAAUUGUGUGAUCUGUGAGUGGAGUGCUACAGACAAUGAGUCGCGCGAGCGUUUUUGAGAAAACUCAAAUUUGCAUGAAUUCGGAUCGCUUUUAUUGCAUAUGCACGAGAGGUGAUUUUGCAAACUUGUUACUUCUGACGAUGUGAUUUCGCAUUGCAGAUUUGAGUUUGAACAUGUAAUUAAAAGUAUUUUUGUUGUUUAAAAGAGCAAAGUUUGUACGUAUCCUGAGGUAAACUAGCAAUUCUAAACUGUAUUCGAAAAAAUAAAUACUACCUAGUAUUUUAACCUUAAAAUGAAGCUAAGAUCAACUGUAGUAAUAACAUGCUCGUUUACCUACUAAACUAUGAAUACGGAACCCUAAAAAAGAAUAACAGAGACGAGAUUAAUGUUUGCUUCCACUUCAGAUGUGUGCAGACUUUGCCUCCUAUAAUGCGUUUGUUUAUGUAUACUUACUUUAAAAAUAUGGUACACGAUCUUUACACGUCUUUUUAUUUAAAUAUACGUUUAAAAAAUCAUUAUAUUCGCAUAUUAGAAAUAUAUAAAAUUCCUGUUUUAUGAAUUUGUAACGUGCCAAGAUUAUCUGAUUUUUGAAGUUGAAUUUUCAACUAAAAGGCAUCAAGAUUGUUUACCUUUUAUUAAAGUAUAACUAAACAAAUGUGAUAUAGAUGAUCUCUAAUAACACUGUAAAGCACUCUUGUGUUCCAUACUUCGCCUGGAAUGGUUAUAUUUAUUGGAAAGCUUGGAGGUAGAUGUAUGAGACCGCCGCGGCUCAGCCUGUUCUCUUCUAGUUAAUUUAUAAAUUAUAAUUUUAAAAGUUCGCUUACUAAGUAAGUCAUGUUCAGUCGCGGGCUUGGAUACACGAGGAAGAUUUUGAAGUAUAGUUAUUAACUUUAUGUAUUAUAUACAAUACAUGAUGCUUUUCAAACAGGAAUGAAUUCUUAUUGUAAGUAUAAAAAUAAAUAUUAAUAUUCAUAGAAAAAAAACUCUCAGUGUUUAUUUUUUCUGUAAGAUUUAUGGUAAAUUUUUGCAUACGCAAUUUGACUUAUAUUCAGUUAAGGUCACAACCUUUCAGAAUGGAAAAUAUUUGUUAACUCAUAAUUAAAUAAAGCUUAUUAUAAGA